UCUACCUCCUGUGUGUUUAUUGAUCCACGGAUUUUUAAUUCCAAUUGCGUUAUUUGAUUCAAUGGAUGUGUACGUUUCCUUGUUUUUCUUUCUAUUAGUUCCGUUCGAUUUCGUGAAUAAUGUGUUCUUACUUCCGCCAAAGUUAUUUUGUGUUUUGGUUCGAUCAGUGGAUCGUUUGAGUGUGUGUAUUCUUGGGUGAGUCUUCUUUUGAUUUUACAUGUAAUAAGAUAUUUGAAUAUGCUAGAAACAUCGAACUCUAUAUAUAAAUCUGCUAACUUUCACUAUGAAAAUUUAUUGUUAUCUGUAAAAAUCAUAACAAAUCAUUAGUUCAUACAGUAUGUUUUUGAAAAACUGGAGAUGCAUGCUAUGAAAUUUUAUGACAAAAGCAAACUGUGAUAUAUUAAUGCUAAGGUAUCUAAAAUCUGGUCUUUCCAAAACUGGUCUCGUUCUAGACAGGAACAUCCCAAUGAUUUUCAGAAAUUCAAAUAAAAUAUAUUUUAUACCCAAUUCAAUUGGUUCUUGAUUCAUUGGAAUGACAAGACAUUUAUCUAAAACUUUUGUUUAGAUAUACUCUUCUAAAACCUACUUGAAGUGUGAGAAGAUGUUGCAGUCUUAAACAUGUGAAGUGCUGAAACAAGUGUCGUCCGAUUUAGAAAAGUUAUGAGUGGGAAAUUCCGAGUCUACUUUUGGAUUUGAUUUACUUUAUGUUUUUGGUUUUAUAUCUUUUGUAAGAGUUCAUAGAUGAAGUUACGUUAAUGGUUUACUAACUCGUAUGGUCGUACCAGUUAAACUCCUUUUCAAUUUGUAAAUCCUUCCAUAAAUUGUGUUCUAAAAUAUAAAGCUUUAAGGGGAAUAGUCGAUAUUCUUGUUUAGUCAAAUGCCUCAUGACUUGUUUUGUAAUUAGAACAAUUUGUUAUUCAUCUUAGUUUGAUCGCAUGUGACGUGACGUACUUUCGUAGUUUAUGCGUUAGGGUAUCGAGCUACUAACCACCUGUGGUGGUACCAUAUGCACGUCAUUGUGGCGAUGACAUGACACCAUCCGUGGCGGUUUGAUCAACCCACGACGUCUCCUUUUGAUUUGUGCUUUGGUGAGAGCUAGCCUUGGUGUGACGGAGAUUUUUGUAGGAGGCGUAUGGGUGUUCAAGGGGAAACUAAGGAGUAAGGGAUUCAAAGUGUCCUCAUAUCUAAGAGUUCUUGUACUGCUUGGUAUCUCAAGACUCUGCUAUUACCGAGUCCUUGGUAAUGAAUGCAGAAGAGAAACUGGUGCAACCUGAUAUUAUAAAGGAACAGGAUGCUGCAAUCAGCUAUUCAAGGGAUAGUCCUAGUCACUCAGGAACCUUCAAUGUGGCUGGAGAUCUCACUGUCUAUCCACCCAAUAUUUGUGCCCCCCUAGCACAUACAAUGUACUAUAAAGGUUUUGAAAAUGCCUCUGGUAAAUGGGAUGAAUACUCUCCAUUCAUUAACACCGAAACACUGGAUACUGCUGGAUCUCCUACCAUGUAUACAGACAAUUCCCUUGUGUUUCACACGGGUUAUGGCUACAAUUCACAAAUGCCGUAUGGUCCAUAUUCUCCGGUCACCACACCUCUCCCUUCUGUGGGUGGCGAUGCUCAGUUAUACUCCACUCAGCAAUAUACAUUCCCUGGAUCACCAUAUUAUCAGCAUCCUGGUCCUCCUACCCUGCCAUAUAUUACUUCGCCAACUCCAGUUUCACAGCCAGAGUUGAACUCUUUGGUGAGCAGUGAACAUGUUGAUGGAGUGCUGUAUGGUCCAAGACCUGGUUAUUCAUCACCACUAGGUUCUCUUGGCAGAGGCAAUUUUUCUGUAAAUCCUUCUGGGAGACUUGGUUUUCAGGAUUCACAGCAGAAUAUGGAUGCACUCAGAACUAGAGGCCUUUGGUCAGACUGGCCAGGACAAUCAGAUAGACAGAGAUCAUUUGUGCCAGUAUCGCCGUCCGUAUCUCCUCAAGCAAUUAGCAGUUUUGGCUCCUUCCAGCAGAACUUUGGAUCGACAUCUCAGCAGCCGCCGUCUUUCUAUGGGUUUGGAUCUGGAGCAAGCUCUUACGAUAGUGGCUAUCUGAACAGUGGUCUCAAUCCUGGCCUUGGCUUUGGGAAUUCAUCAAUCUCCAAUAUAGGAACAGAUGGUAGAGGGUGGGCUUCUCUUGACAACGGCAGAAGACGUGGUAGGGGUAAUGGUCCUCUUUGCAGUUGUAGCGGAACUCUUGAUAUUCUUAGUGAGCAAAACCGUGGACCAAGGGCCUCAAGACCAAAAGGUCUGUUGGCAAGUGAAAACAAUCCUCCAGCUGGUGGUAAUAAAAGCACCUUAUCCUAUCUCAAGACCAUUGAUGCAUCCUAUAAUCUCCCAGAUUGUGUCUCAGACUCAGAGUAUAGUGAUGCUAAGUUUUUCAUCAUCAAAUCUUACAGUGAAGAUAAUGUCCACAAAAGCAUCAAAUACAGUAUUUGGGCCAGCACAUCUAAUGGAAAUAGGAAAUUAGAUGCUGCAUAUCGUGAAGCAAAGGAGAAGCAAUCUGCUGUUCGCAUAUUUCUUUUUUUCUCGGUGAAUGCCAGUGGUCAAUUUUGUGGUGUGGCUGAAAUGAUUGGACCUGUUGAUUUUGACAAGAGUGUCGACUACUGGCAGCAAGACAAAUGGAGCGGGCAGUUCCCAGUUAAGUGGCAUAUCAUCAAAGAUGUUCCUAACAGUCAGUUUCGCCAUAUAGUACUCGAAAAUAAUGACAACAAGCCGGUGACAAACAGUCGAGAUACACAACAGGUGAAAUUUGAGCAAGGUAUUGAAAUGCUGAACAUUUUCAAGAAGUAUGAGACUGAUAUGUCGAUCCUAGAUGACUUCGAGUUUUAUGAAGAGAGACAGAAAGCCAUGCAAGAACGUAAAGCAAGACAGGUGGGAAAUGGAACCGAAAAUAAAAACGUUGUGAAUGAUUUCAUCAGGCAGAUGUCCAAGAGUUUUUCUGAGGUUGUGCGACUGGACGAGAAUGACAGAGGUGGUGCCGCUUUAGAUGCUUCCAUGUCAAAGGCCAUAACAGCUGCUGAGACAAAUUAACAAAUGUUGGUUAAUACACUUUCUUCUUAUUAGGCUGAUUAGAAGACAUGAAUGAAAGGAAAGCUCUUGUGAGUUAUGGGCUUAAUGGGGUUAGUGUAUAUAGCUUUCUGUUUCUGCUUGCUUUUUGGUUGAUGAUUUCUUUUGCUUCUAAUCAAAAUGGGCUUGGCUUUCUGCAAGUAAAAGUCCUCCCUCUUUAAGUUAAAAAAAAGGGUUGUUGAAGAUGAAUUCAAAUGAAUAAAUAUAAUUCUUUGGUUCGUUAUUGUUUUGUUUUUGUUUUUGUUU
Molecule: messenger RNA, 3339 nt
Organism: Cynara cardunculus var. scolymus (artichoke)
Lineage: Eukaryota; Viridiplantae; Streptophyta; Magnoliopsida; Asterales; Asteraceae
Exons: 9
Coding region: 1243-3057 (604 amino acids)
Biological process (GO): mRNA destabilization
Cellular component (GO): cytoplasm
Molecular function (GO): mRNA binding
Source: RefSeq, a predicted model, not a curated record